AAGACUUCGCGGCGCCCGAGUCCCCGACAAAUCUCUUCUUCUCCGGAUCCGUCUUCAAGUCUUCAUUUCGCUGUUUCGGCGUUGUUGGUGUUGGAGGCUCACGACAAUCCAACACAAGAAUAGUUACAUGCUCGGACUCAACUCGGAAGAAGUUCUUUGAGGUGAAGUCUGAAGAGAUUGUGUGUUUUGCCAUUGCUUCGAUGGUCCGGAGCUGCUUGAUUUCGUUAUUCCAGGCUGAAGGAGCGCCGAUCAAUGCAUUCACUAGAUGCUCUGAGGGCUCAGACCCGGCUUGAAGGCAGGUCGCUCUCUCAUUCAUUCUCCUCUGGAUCCGAAGGGAGAUGCUACUCACCAUGGAAGUACUUAGGCUUGCCAAAAAGGAUAGGAUUUGAUGUAAUUGCCAUUCGUCCAAGGAGGUCGAAACUUGUGGUUAAAGCAGUUGCUACGCAAUGGCCAGAGCGGUUGGCUCUGAUUGAUGGUGAUUGGCAAGGUGAACUAAAUGGAAAGCUGGAGAGUUCUAGUCCAGCCAUUAUUCAGCUUGAGGCAACUGCUGAAGAUUCAAUGGAAGAGUUUGAGAGAGAAAACAUACGGCGCACAAGGAUUUCUAGGUCCAACAAAGGAAAAGCACCAUGGAAUAAAGGCAAAAAACACAGUGCUGAAACUAUCCAGCGGAUACGAGAGAGGACAAAGCUUGCAAUGCAAAAUCCAAAGGUGAAAAUGAAGUUAAAGAACACAGGGCAUGCACAGAGUGAAGAGACAAGAAUGAAAAUUGGGGCCAAGGUGAGAAUGGGGUGGCAAAGACGCCGUCGAAGUUUGAUGAUGCAGGAAACAUGCUUCUGUCAAUGGGAGAACCUAAUUGCAGAAGCUUCUCGAAAAGGCCAACUCAUAGGUGUAGAGGAGCUGCAAUGGGAUACAUAUAAUAUUUUGGACAAACAGCUUGAGCAGGAGUGGUUGGUGAGUGUUCAGGAACGCAAAUCAAUGCCUAGGCCCAAAGGUAGCAAGAGAGUACCAAAAUCCCCAGAGCAGAGGAGGAAAAUCGCCAAAGCAAUUGCUGCAAAGUGGGAAGAUCCUGACUACCGUAAUAAGGUUUAUUCUGGGAUGGUAAAACAUUAUGGUACACCUAUUAAAGCUCAGAGAAAGCCGAGAAGAAGGAAAAUCGACACUCUGGAGUCCAGAAAGAUGGACCCAGCAGAGAAGAGACCAGACGAUACUGAAAAUGCUUCUAGGAGCGACACUAGAGUUGAUCUCCAGCAAUUGAGAUUGAGGAGAAGCAAGAUGCCCCUGUAUAAUGACCCUCUGGUAAGUUCAAAGUUGGAAAUGAUUAAAAAUAUUCAAGCUGAAAGAGCAGCCAUGGAUACCAAGGCAAUUGAAGCUGUUGAACAAGCAAGAGUAUUGAUUGCUCAAGCUCAGAAGGCUGCAAAAGCCCUCGAGGUGGCUGCAAGGACCAAUUCCAUAGCUCGAGAUUCUCUCCUGGAAGCAAGACGGAUGACAGCUGAAGCAGAUAAACUGAUCAAAUCCAUAGAAACUGGGCAAAGUUUAUCCGGUGAGAAUGGGCCACUUGUUUCAGAUGCUGCGGCUGAAAUGGUUGGCAAAAUUGGGGAGGGAACAAUUCCAAGUUCUACAAACAUACCAAAUCACAGAUGGGUUAAUGGAAGCCACGAACUUGUAUCUGGCAGCAGUGAAAACUUUGAUUUUAGCAACUUCACGUGGCAGAAUGCACUAGACGAUGGAGAGAUACUUAGUCCAGAAAGUUCCAGUUUUGGUCGACCUCAGUGGAAGUCUCCGAUGAAGAAUUCGCAUCCAGCUCAGCAAUGUGAUCAAAUGGGAGCAACUGGGAAUGUGAACCGUGUAGGUCAGGCUAAGGAUGAAAAGCGAAUAGCACUGAGAGUACAUAAGGCUACGAAGAAAUGGGUUCGAGGAAGGCUUGUUGAAGUGACGGAGUCGACAUAGUUUCAGCUUACUAGGCAUCCAACCAUUGAUUUCUAACGGUAGAUUUUACGAUGUGUUCGCAGUAGUUCCAAGUCCCAACUCUGGCUGCUUCGGCAGCAGUAGGUGCCUCUUGAAGAAUUAACUGCAGCCGCUACAAUACACAAGGUUCACACCUUGUUCAUCGACGCUUCAAAGAGCUCCUUCUGUUCCGUCGUUUUAGAAUCAGGAACUUUGCCAAUCUUUGAUAAGGCUUUGUUACAUCGAUUUCGAACGCAUUGCGGCUCAUGUAUAUGGUCAUCACCUUCCCUUUUGUGUACAUGCUCCAA
Molecule: messenger RNA, 2252 nt
Organism: Rhodamnia argentea
Lineage: Eukaryota; Viridiplantae; Streptophyta; Magnoliopsida; Myrtales; Myrtaceae
Exons: 7
Coding region: 253-1947 (564 amino acids)
Molecular function (GO): DNA binding
Source: RefSeq, a predicted model, not a curated record